UAACGCUUCUUCUACUUCUCUCGUUCACAGAUUACGUUUCGACGCAGAGGCUUGAGUUCAGGGUUCAGAGAAUGGGAAGCACCGACGGGACAUAUGGCGCUUACACUUAUGAGAAUCUGGAGAGGGAACCAUACUGGCCAUUGGAGAAGCUCCGAAUUUCCAUUACUGGAGCUGGUGGUUUCAUUGCCUCUCACAUUGCCAGAAGGUUGAAGAGUGAAGGACAUUAUAUCAUUGCUUCUGAUUGGAAGAAGAAUGAACAUAUGUCUGAAGACAUGUUUUGUCAUGAGUUCCACCUUGUUGAUCUCAGGGUGAUGGAUAACUGUUUGAAGGUCACCUCUGGGGUGGACCAUGUGUUUAACCUUGCUGCUGAUAUGGGAGGAAUGGGAUUCAUACAGUCCAACCACUCUGUAAUCAUGUACAACAACACAAUGAUCAGUUUCAACAUGCUUGAGGCCUCGAGAAUAAAUGGAGUUAAAAGGUUCUUCUAUGCCUCUAGUGCUUGCAUAUACCCUGAAUUUAAGCAGUUGGACACUAAUGUGAGCUUGAAGGAGUCUGAUGCAUGGCCUGCAGAGCCUCAAGAUGCUUAUGGAUUGGAGAAGUUAGCAUCGGAGGAGUUGUGCAAGCACUACACCAAGGACUUCGGGAUUGAGUGUCGGAUUGGACGUUUCCACAACAUUUAUGGUCCCUUUGGAACAUGGAAAGGCGGGAGGGAGAAGGCACCUGCUGCUUUCUGUAGAAAGACCAUUACUUCCACUGAUAAGUUUGAGAUGUGGGGAGAUGGUCUCCAGACACGAUCCUUCACUUUCAUUGAUGAAUGUGUGGAAGGUGUUUUAAGACUGACAAAGUCUGACUUCCGGGAGCCAGUAAACAUUGGAAGUGAUGAGAUGGUUAGCAUGAAUGAGAUGGCUGACAUUGUGCUUAGCUUUGAGAACAAGAAUCUCCCCAUUCAUCACAUCCCAGGUCCAGAGGGUGUACGUGGUCGCAACUCAGACAACACUCUGAUCAAGGAGAAACUUGGUUGGGCUCCUACGAUGAAAUUGAAGGAUGGGUUACGCAUCACUUACUUUUGGAUCAAGGAACAAAUCGAGAAAGAGAAGGUUCAAGGAGUUGACUUAUCUGUUUACGGGUCUUCCAAAGUGGUUGGAACACAAGCUCCUGUUCAGCUGGGUUCGCUCCGUGCAGCUGAUGGUAAAGAGUGAAAGUUAUUGAACCAAGUACUAGCACACGGUCCUCUAAGUCUAAUGGUCAAUAGCAGAAGUAGUUUGGGUAUGGAAGUUGCAGGCCACUAUGUUGUUUCUUCUUGUUAUUAUAUUUUGACUAUAUGGAAGGGGAGGUGUUUUUGUUCCCUGCAUUAGUCUAGCUUUGAAAGUGGGUUCUCUGUAGUAUAGUGAACAUGCAGGAACAUUGAUGUCCUUAUAAUGUUCAUGGAAGUUCAUCUAUUGCUUUUACUCUUUGUAUCCCGUAAUUUCACUGGAAAUAAUCUUCACACAAGUUCUCUAUGAAGCUUUGUUCAUUGGUGUUGGUCAAUUAUAAUCAAUAGCAUUCUGUUCCC
Messenger RNA from Telopea speciosissima, 1552 nucleotides. RefSeq names its product GDP-mannose 3,5-epimerase 2-like. Lineage: Eukaryota; Viridiplantae; Streptophyta; Magnoliopsida; Proteales; Proteaceae. Gene Ontology annotation, molecular function: GDP-mannose 3,5-epimerase activity; NAD binding. The transcript has 7 exons. Bases 72 to 1199 code for a protein of 375 amino acids. The record is from RefSeq and is a predicted model, not a curated record.